AAAUGCAGCAAGUGUUGGAUAACCUUACGGAGCUGCCCUCAUCUACGGGAGCAGAAGAGAUAGACCUAAUUUUCCUCAAGGGGAUUAUGGAGAAUCCAAUCGUAAAAUCACUUGCUAAGGCUCAUGAGAGACUAGAAGAUUCAAAACUAGAAGCUGUCAGUGACAAUAACUUGGAAUUAGUCAAUGAAAUUCUUGAAGAUAUCACUCCUCUAAUCAGUGUGGAUGAGAAUGUGGCAGAACUGGUUGGUAUACUCAAAGAGCCCCACUUCCAGUCACUCUUGGAAGCCCAUGAUAUUGUGGCAUCAAAGUGUUAUGAUUCACCUCCAUCAAGCCCGGAAAUGAAUAAUUCUGUUAAUAAUCAGUUAUUACCAGUAGAUGCCAUUCGUAUUCUUGGUAUUCACAAAAGAGCUGGGGAGCCAUUGGGUGUAACCUUUAGGGUUGAAAAUAAUGACCUGGUAAUCGCCCGAAUCCUUCAUGGAGGCAUGAUAGAUCGACAAGGUCUGCUCCAUGUGGGAGAUAUCAUUAAAGAAGUCAAUGGCCACGAGGUUGGAAACAAUCCAAAGGAAUUACAAGAAUUACUGAAAAAUAUUAGUGGAAGUGUCACCCUAAAAAUCUUACCAAGCUAUAGAGAUACCAUUAUUCCUCAACAGGUAUUUGUGAAAUGUCAUUUUGAUUAUAAUCCAUACAACGAUAACCUGAUUCCCUGCAAAGAAGCAGGAUUGAAGUUUUCAAAAGGAGAAAUUCUUCAGAUUGUAAACAGAGAAGAUCCAAAUUGGUGGCAGGCUAGCCAUGUAAAAGAGGGAGGAAGCGCUGGUCUCAUUCCAAGCCAGUUCCUGGAAGAGAAGAGAAAGGCAUUUGUUAGAAGAGACUGGGACAAUUCAGGGCCUUUUUGUGGAACCCUAAGUAGCAAAAAAAAGAAAAAGAUGAUGUAUCUCACCACCAGAAAUGCAGAAUUUGACCGUCAUGAAAUCCAGAUCUACGAGGAGGUAGCCAGAAUGCCUCCCUUCCAGAGAAGGACAUUAGUACUAAUAGGAGCUCAAGGUGUGGGACGAAGAAGCUUGAAAAACAGGUUCAUAGUAUUGAAUCCCACUAGAUUUGGAACCACGGUGCCAUUUACCUCAAGGAAACCAAGGGAAGAUGAAAAAGAUGGCCAGGGAUAUAAGUUCGUGUCACGGUCUGAGAUGGAAGCAGAUAUUAAAGCUGGAAAAUAUUUGGAACAUGGGGAAUAUGAAGGAAAUCUCUAUGGAACCAAGAUUGACUCUAUUCUUGAAGUUGUCCAAACUGGACGAACUUGCAUUUUGGAUGUCAACCCACAAGCCCUGAAGGUGCUGAGGACAUCAGAGUUCAUGCCCUACGUUGUCUUCAUCGCUGCUCCGGAGCUGGAGACGUUGCGCGCCAUGCACAAAGCUGUGGUGGACGCUGGCAUUGCUACCAAGCUUUUGACGGACUCUGACUUGAAGAAAACAGUGGAUGAAAGUGCACGAAUUCAGAGAGCAUACAACCACUAUUUUGAUUUGAUCAUCGUAAACGACAAUCUAGACAAAGCCUUUGAGAAACUACAAACUGCCAUAGAGAACCUGAGAAUGGAGCCACAGUGGGUCCCCAUCAGCUGGGUUUACUGAUGAGUCAAUAAGGUUCACAAUUAAAAUGCAGCUUUUAGAAAGUGACGACAGCAAAUAAACUUACUCCUGGGAAAACGCGUGCACGGAGAAGAUGUCUGCAAGGCCAGGCCUUUUUACCGUAGAUUGAAAUGCCAGUACACUCUUCUGAAUUUUUAUAGACAGUGUGGCUGGGAAGGGGUACUAAUAUAAUUUAUCUUAAUUUUUCUAACUUUUUAUGGACAAUCUAUUCAUAUCACAUAAAGAAAUGCGUUGAAGCAUUUUGUAUAUGUUUUGAUUUAGUGCCCUUGCCUUUUUCAUCACAAGAAUUUCCAACUCACUCAUUCGAACCUUGGUCUCACAUUUUCACUGUGAUAAUGAAUACUUGAAAUAGUUUUGUAAAGUUGCCAUUUAGCUCAGUAUUUAACAAGUGAAGGGGAAGUUACUCUAGAAUAUCGUUAUUGGCCUUCUUUCCUACUAUAAUUUCUUAAAGGAGCAGAACCUGAAUGUCAGUGCUACAGCAAGUCUACCACCAUCCAAAUCUGACAUCAGAAGUCUGCUCAAUGCUACAUAGCUUUGUUAUUUCAGAGAUCUAUGGCUGUCCGUUCUGAUUUGUACAGAUGCAUUGGGUUUUUCCCCCUUCAUUUCUAUCUUUAGUGAAAAAAUGAAGAGCAAUACCUUGCACUCUCAUUUGUCGCAAAGACAGGCUGAUGUGAAGUUACCGUGUACACAGCAAGCAAGCUGGGUGGGCUCAGAGUGCCUCCUGUAAAACAGCAACAUGACACUUGCCGUUUAUUUUUUUUCACAGGUAAAAAUUUAAUGGACAAAAACGAACUUCUUACACAGGUUUUUAUUGGGCUGUGGUCAGCAACUGUAUCAUGCCUCUGCAUUUUUCUGUGAUGCGUAAAGAUGCCUUUGAGUUUGAAGUUUGGGGCUGCGAACAACCAGUGUGCUUUUUGAAGUAUGAUGUGAUCGUUAAGGUUAUCUGUUCGAUUUGUUGUGUAGAAAACCCAGACCACUGAAUGAUUUUUAAAAUUUGGAAAUAAUGGUCAGCUAUUUUACCUACUAUAUAUAACAUAUACAUUAUAUAAUAUAUACAUUGUAUAUAUUAUAUAAUAUGUAUUAAAUUUUUUUACAUUUCUGUAAGGAAAUGCACUUUUGUUUAAUGAUUAGGGGGAAAAAACAGUUCUCCUCUAGAUGCAUUAAUAUAUACAAAUUUCCAAAUCAACCUCAGUUAAUACGUUCCUUUAGGAUUCUUGUAUGGUAUACUUUCUUCCUGAAAAGUAUUCAGAGAUGCGGCUCAUCAUCGAACGAAGUCAUCCAUAUUUUAUAUUGCUGCUCGCUUUUCACAUAGAGGUCCUCACACUUGAAGGGUUCGGUCCUUACCCGGUGGUGGUUGUCUUUGACUGGUGGCAGGCACCAGGCACCUGGCUGCUGCCUGUUCUCCGUCACGGGGCUGUCACAUGGAAUGCCCGCGGGAGGGCUGGAGGAGGGGGAAAUGCAGGUGGUGAGUGGUACGCACACACUGUUGUAAAUCUUUUCACAAUAAAACAAAACUCUCAA
Molecule: messenger RNA, 3161 nt
Organism: Myotis lucifugus (little brown bat)
Lineage: Eukaryota; Metazoa; Chordata; Mammalia; Chiroptera; Vespertilionidae
Gene: PALS2
Product: membrane palmitoylated protein 6
Exons: 11
Coding region: 3-1622 (539 amino acids)
Cellular component (GO): cell-cell junction; plasma membrane
Molecular function (GO): protein binding
Source: RefSeq, a predicted model, not a curated record